Amborella trichopoda is the source of this 2493-nucleotide messenger RNA. It is a transcript of the gene ARI2, whose product is annotated as RING/U-box superfamily protein. Gene Ontology annotation, molecular function: zinc ion binding; ubiquitin-protein transferase activity. Gene Ontology annotation, biological process: protein ubiquitination. The record is from RefSeq and is a predicted model, not a curated record. NCBI's taxonomy places the organism in Eukaryota, Viridiplantae, Streptophyta, Magnoliopsida, Amborellales, Amborellaceae.
UCGAUCGAAGGUAGGGAUACACGAAUUCUUUCGUCCUCGACUCCCAUCGACGAUCGUGUUCUAAAGCCUAAAGAAACCUCCCUCUUUUUUCUACCGAGUUUCCAUUCUCUCUCCCAUCUCGCUUCUUCACCAAGCUUCUCUUUCUUCUCUCUCUUCUCUGCAAUUUCCCUGUUUUUUCACGAGGUAUUUAUGAGAUAUUGCCGUGGUUUGGCACCUGAAAAUCACUGGAAAGCUUGAAGCUCUUCUUCAAUGGCGGAUUUCGAGACCAGCGAUGAUGAUUACUAUGGCGAUGACUCACUUGAUGGAUUGGAUCAAGAGGAAGACGAUCUCUUAUGGACUCCACAGAGAACCCCUUCUAGUGCUUCUAAGGUUAUCACCAGGGCAUCUCUUCUUGCUGCCCAGAGGGAAGAUUUGAAGAGAGUAACAGAAAUGCUGACACUCAAGGAGCAUCAUGCUCGUACUCUACUCAUCCAUCAUCGAUGGGAUGUUGAGAGGUUACUAGCUGUGCUUGUAGAGAAGGGAAGAGAUCGGUUAUUCACUGAAGCUGGUAUUCCAAUCUUAGAUGCAGCGCAUCAGGCCUCUGCACGUUCCACAUCAUCAAUAAUGUGCAAUAUAUGCAUGGAGGACAUAUCUCCCAAUGAUGUUACUACUAUGGAUUGUGGACAUUGUUUCUGCAAUGAUUGUUGGACGGAACAUUUUAUUAUUAAAAUAAAGGAGGGAGAAAGUCGGCGUGUAAGAUGCAUGGCACACAAGUGCAAUGCAAUUUGUGAUGAGGCGAUAAUAAGAAACCUAGUUAGCGUGAAGGAUCCUGAGGUGGCAGAGCGUUUUGAACGGUUUCUUCUUGAGUCGUAUAUUGAAGAUAAUGGCAAGGUCAAGUGGUGCCCAAGUGUUCCACAUUGUGGAAAUGCAAUUCGUAUUGAUGGUGAUAGCUAUUGUGAGGUGGAAUGCACAUGUGGUCUUCAGUUUUGCUUCAGAUGCUCAUCUGAGGCACACUCUCCUUGUUCGUGUUUGAUGUGGGAGCUAUGGAUUAAGAAAUGUAAGGAUGAAUCAGAGACGGUCAACUGGCUUACAGUUCACACUAAGCCUUGCCCGAAGUGUCACAAGCCAGUGGAGAAAAAUGGUGGCUGCAACUUAGUGACUUGCUUAUGUGGGCAGUAUUUUUGUUGGUUAUGUGGUGGUGCUACUGGUCGUGAUCACACCUGGACAGGCAUUGCUGGCCACAGUUGUGGACGCUACAAAUCAGAUCAUAAUAAAGUGGCAGAGAGGGCCAAAAGAGAUCUUAAUCGUUACAUGCACUACCACAAUCGUUACAAAGCUCACAUGGAUUCCAUGAAGCGUGAAAACAAGCUUAGAGAAACUGUCCAAGCAACAAUAGCAACCUCAGAAAGCAAGGACGAUGGAUUUAGGGAUUACAGUUGGGUGACAAAUGGGCUAAACAGGCUCUUCAGAUCAAGGCGUGUCCUUUCCUACUCAUACCCCUUUGCUUUCUACAUGUUUGGAGAUGACCUAUUUAAAGAUGAUAUGACUGAAGAGGAGAGACAAUUGAAGCAAAACCUGUUUGAGGAUCAGCAGCAGCAGCUGGAGGUGACAGUGGAGCGUCUGUCCAAGUUUAUUGAGGAGAAAUUUGACAAGCUCCCUGAGGACAAAGUCAAGGAAAUUCGAAUGCAUAUAAUCAAUCUGACCGUUCUUGUUGAUACCUGCUGCAAGAACAUGUAUGAAUGCAUUGAAAAUGAUCUAUUGGGUUUGCUCCAGUCGACAACUCAUAGCAUUGCGCCUUACACAUCAAAGGGUAUAGAGAGAGCAUCUGAGCUUUCGGUUUGCCCAGAUUCUGAUCAAAUAUUGAACAGCUCAAAGGCUAAUGAUGAUGAUGCUCAUGACCCUUCUUGGGUUUCAAGUGCACCUGGUACUGGUGAAAUUUCUACGAAAAUUAGGAUCGAGAAAGAGAGAGCAUUAUCUAUCAAAAGCUUAUGUGAUAGAGAAAAUUGUUGCACAGAUUCAGAGCCUCGUUCUGAAGGCCAAGUCUCCUGUGCAAGCCUGGAUGAUAACGGGUGCUCUAGUAGGAAGCGGGCCCGUGAAGAAACCCUAGGAAGCCUCCUUUUUGACCUCAACCUACCUGCUGAGGUAAUCGAUAAGAGGGUUUAACAACAGAAAAGAAUAAACAAACUACUCUUCACAUUUUAACAAUAAGGCAAGAGGGGGAAAAAAUAUGGCAGGUUUUUCCUUAUUAGCAGCAUCUCUAAGUGUACAUAGAGUCAGUUUUCUAACUCAAGACCAGGUAUCAUUUUUACCCAUUUGGAAGGUCGAAGUGGAUUUUUUUCCCUCUUCUUAUUGGGCACCCGAUUGAUCAGAGAAAGAAAAGAACGAAAUUCAAGGUUUUGGCAAGCAAACUUGGUUAUGUAUAUGUUUAUGGGUCUUUCUCCCUAUUUUUUGUGCAUCUUGUACAGGUUGCCUAAGACUCCGGAUAUAUAAAAUCUCAUUUCUCUGUUGAUGUUU